This is a messenger RNA of Phlebotomus papatasi, 2500 nucleotides long. It is a transcript of the gene E(z), whose product is annotated as histone-lysine N-methyltransferase E(z). Lineage: Eukaryota; Metazoa; Arthropoda; Insecta; Diptera; Psychodidae. Gene Ontology annotation, molecular function: protein binding; histone H3K27 methyltransferase activity. The record is from RefSeq and is a predicted model, not a curated record. Gene Ontology annotation, biological process: chromatin remodeling. Bases 146 to 2380 code for a protein of 744 amino acids. The transcript is spliced from 5 exons.
UUUGGGGUAGUUUGAAUAUUUUUGGGUGCUUUUCCGAUUCAGUUAUCAUCGCGUUACCGGUUCCAGACAUGCCAUUGUCUCAAGCGAGGUUUUAAGUGUUUUUCUUAAAGAAAUUCAAGUGUUUUGCAGUGAUUUCAAGUGAAAAAUGUCCAAGGGUAAAGUGACUGUGGAUUGGAAGAAGAGAGUGAAGGCGGAAUAUGCUAAAAUCCGCCAGCAAAAGCGACACAAGAGAGCCGACGAAGUGAAGAACGCUUGGUGUCGCAAUCGGACGGAUAUGGUAAAAACCUUGGCUCAGGAAAACACCCGAUGGAGUGAAAAUGUCAAUGCUGUGUGGGAUCCUAAAGAAGUUGAACCGCCCCACAUCAAAUGCAUGAAAAAGGCCGAAUGUGUAAGUCUCGAUGGGGAUUUCCAUUCAGUUCCCAUCCGGACAAUCAAUGCUGUAACUCCUAUUCCUACAAUGUACACCUGGGUACCCACCCAGCAGAAUUUCAUGGUGGAAGAUGAGACAGUGCUGCACAAUAUUCCCUAUAUGGGAGAUGAAGUGCUGGACCAGGAUGGGACUUUUAUAGAGGAACUGAUCAAGAAUUACGAUGGGAAAGUCCAUGGGGACAAAGAGGGUAGUUUUAUCGAUGAUGCCAUUUUCAUAGAGCUAGUAAAUGCCCUCACUCAGUACGUAGAGAAGGAUGAAGAAAAAGAAUUGAUAGAGAAGAAACCAGAACCACGGGAACUGAGAAACAAAUCUAUCAAUCAUGAUGACAAGCUUAAAAUUGAGAAAGAUGCAGACAUUAAAGUAAAAAAGGAACAUGACCCGGAAGAACCGACUUCCUCAAGCCAUGCAACAAAGAAAGAAUCCCUACUGACGACAUUCAAGAAAGAACCAUCGGAUUCUGCUACACCCUUUCCACCACCAGUGAUCUUCCAAGCUAUAAGCCUCCAGUUUCCGGACAAGGGUAAUCCGCAGGAGCUCAAGGAAAAGUACAUUGAGUUGACUGAGAGGACUGAUCCGGAUCGCCCGCCCGAAUGCACGCCGAAUAUCGAUGGGAUCAAGGCAGAAAGUGUAUCAAGAGAGCAGACUCUUCAUUCCUUCCAGACUCUGUUCUGCCGAAGAUGCUUCAAAUACGACUGUUUCCUGCAUCGGCUUCAGGCGUGUCAACCAGGACCAAAUUUGCACAAACGUCGUUAUCCUGAGCUCAAGCCUUUUGCUGAGCCUUGCAGUCCCACGUGCUACAUGCUGCUGGACGGAAUGAAGGAGAAAAUUGCUGCUGAUAAUAAAGAAAAGUCUCAGAAUGACUCAAGCAAUGAUGCUAGUUCGGAGGACAGCAAUGAUAGCAAUAGUCGUUGUUCCAAGGAUUUUCAGAGUUCAAAGGAUACUCCAACAUUGUCAGCUGCUUCUUCGGCAGAAAUCACAAGUCUAAUGGGAGCUAGUAGUCAGACUGAAUGGACAGGAUCGGAUCAAUCACUUUUCCGGGCGUUGCAGAAGGUCUGCCUGACCAAUUACUGUGCGAUGGCUCAGAUGAUGCUGACCAAGACAUGUCAGCAGCUGUAUGAGUUUGGUCAGAAAGAAGCAGCAGAUAUUCCACCUGAAGAUCUCAGGCAGGAUUAUACGCCACCGCGCAAGAAGAAGAAGAAGCAUCGUUUGUGGUCUGUGCAUUGUAGGAAGAUUCAACUGAAGAAGGAUUCAUCGUCCAAUCAUGUGUACAAUUUUACUCCAUGUGACCAUUCUGGUCCCUGUGACAGUAGUUGCUCAUGCGUUGGUGCACAGAAUUUCUGUGAGAAAUUCUGCAAUUGCAGCAGCGAUUGUCAGAAUCGCUUUCCGGGCUGUCGAUGCAAGGCCCAAUGCAACACCAAACAGUGUCCCUGCUAUUUGGCUGUCAGAGAGUGUGAUCCGGAUCUCUGUCAAAUGUGCGGAGCUGAUCAAUUUAAACUCAACAAGAUCACGUGCAAAAAUGUCUCAGUUCAGCGUGGAUUGCAUAAGCAUCUCCUAAUGGCGCCUUCAGAUGUCGCUGGAUGGGGUAUUUUCUUAAAGGACAGUGCUCAGAAGAAUGAAUUUAUUUCUGAAUACUGUGGUGAGAUAAUAUCUCAAGAUGAGGCAGAUCGUCGGGGGAAAGUAUAUGACAAAUACAUGUGUAGCUUCCUGUUUAAUCUCAAUAAUGACUUUGUGGUGGAUGCCACGAGGAAGGGCAAUAAGAUUCGCUUUGCCAAUCAUUCAAUCAAUCCCAAUUGCUAUGCAAAAGUGAUGAUGGUAAAUGGAGAUCAUAGGAUUGGGAUUUUUGCCAAGAGAGCAAUUCAGCCAGGAGAGGAAUUGUUCUUUGACUACAGAUAUGGCCCUACGGAACAGCUCAAAUUUGUGGGAAUUGAGAGAGAGAUGGAGUUCCUUUGAUUGUUGGGCAGGAAGGGUUUAACCUUCUAGGAUUCUUCGGAUUCAUCUUAAGGUUUUAAAAAUUAUUUUUUAAUAAUAUUUUUAUACUCAAUGGAACAAAAUACAUUUGUACGAUUUUUA